Manihot esculenta (cassava) is the source of this 903-nucleotide messenger RNA. RefSeq names its product 30S ribosomal protein S6 alpha, chloroplastic. The coding region runs from base 56 to 697 and encodes 213 amino acids. Gene Ontology annotation, molecular function: small ribosomal subunit rRNA binding; structural constituent of ribosome. The transcript has 2 exons. NCBI's taxonomy places the organism in Eukaryota, Viridiplantae, Streptophyta, Magnoliopsida, Malpighiales, Euphorbiaceae. Gene Ontology annotation, cellular component: ribosome. Gene Ontology annotation, biological process: translation. The record is from RefSeq and is a predicted model, not a curated record.
CCCUUUCGCUUUACUAGCCCAUCGUCACUCUGUUCUGAAAACGGAGCUUCCAUCAAUGGCGACUUCUUCUUCUCCUUCAUUUACGUCUACUCUAAUAAAUUCUUCGCCAUUUUGCCCGAAAUCCUUCUCCAAAUUUCAAUCUUUACCCUUCCUCUCUUUUGCUCAUAAACUGAAGUCUUUUCCCGUUACGAACUCGAAAACUGUUCUUCUCCAAGGGAAGCCAGGAUGCCUGACCGUCAAGGCACAAACUCUAGAUUUCUCUGGUUCUUUUUAUGAAGGCGGCGGGUUCGGGUCGGACGAAGACCCGCCACCGUUAAGUGGGUCAGUGAUGACUGCUGUCGAGGACAAGGAACCGCCCCCAUGCCCUCCGGGGCUCCGACAAUAUGAGACCAUGGCGGUUUUGAGGCCGGAUAUGUCUGAAGAUGAACGACUUGCUCUUACCCAGAAGUACGAGGAGUUGCUCGUUGCUGGGGGUGGCAUGUAUGUGGAGGUAUUCAACCGAGGCGUCAUUCCUCUAGCCUACAGCAUCAGGAAGAAAAACAAAGCAGGAGAGACUAAUACUUAUUUGGAUGGUAUCUACCUCCUUUUCACCUACUUCACAAAACCUGAAUCCAUUGCAAUCCUUGAAGCCACAUUAAAUACAGAUGAUGAUGUUAUCCGAUCAUCCACUUUCAAAGUAAGAAAGAGGAAGUAUUAGAAUUGGUUAUAUGCUAUCUUUUGUGCAGUCCUGAGAGGAAAAUUUGCAGUGGCUGUGUAGUCUUGUAUGUUAUGGAUCUUUAUUCUUCCAAAAUCAUUGAAAAUUUAAUUUGUUUUUCUGACAAAAUCAGAUCAGCAAUGAUGCUAUUGUAUUACUGGAGAGUGUGAUGAGGCUUGAAAUAAUAGGAUCUAAUGACACAUGAUAAA